This is a messenger RNA of Chenopodium quinoa (quinoa), 1585 nucleotides long. RefSeq names its product B3 domain-containing protein REM16-like. The transcript is spliced from 5 exons. The record is from RefSeq and is a predicted model, not a curated record. Bases 193 to 1398 code for a protein of 401 amino acids. Gene Ontology annotation, molecular function: DNA binding. Lineage: Eukaryota; Viridiplantae; Streptophyta; Magnoliopsida; Caryophyllales; Amaranthaceae.
CAAAGUAGACGUUUGUUAGCAUUUUCUAAUUAAAUAUAACGGUCAAAAUAACGUCUCAACAGAGAGAUCAUUAAAAGAAAAAAUGAGACAGAAUAGAUGGAGCCCAGCAGGCAACAUUAUUUACUGCACUGACUAAUAAUUUGUUUCUAGUUAUCUGGGUUCCAAAAAGAAACACAAUUACCAUUUCCAAAUAUGAAGAACAAAACUUGGGAAGAGGAAAUCUACUGGAAGAAUUUUCACUUUUCUCAAUUCUCUUUAACUUUGCCCACUGAUUUUCAUCAACACCUUACACUUCCUAAGAAGUUUAGUGACAACAUGAGAGCCAAGUUACCUGAACAAGUAGUUCUUAAAGUAAAUGGAGUUUCUUGGAAUGUUAACUUGAAGAAAAACAAGGAUGAUAUUAUGUUUCAUGGAGAUGGGUGGGAAGAAUUUGGAAAUGCUUACUCUUUGAAGAAGGCGGAUGUCCUAGUCUUUAAGUACAAUCGAAGAGAGUGUUUCGAGGUCUGGCUCUUUGAUCGAGCAAGUUCAUGUGAGAAAGAAGCUUCUUAUUUUGUGAGGAAACCUCAGCAGCAUAACUCUGAUGAUGGAGACGAUGAGGAGGAUCAUAAUGAUGACUGCAGUGAAGAUACAGCAAAGAGUUUGACUGAGGGAGAGUUCACUGAUGAUACAAGCCAAGAAGAUCACGACGACUGUCAUUAUGAUGCUUCUAGAGACAGGCGUAGAAAAACACCUGUUAGGACUCCCAAGAGUAGUUCUGCCAAACCUGCUCGUUCAAAAGAUGUUUCUGAUGAUCCAGAUGAAUCAGACGAGAAUUCUGAUGAAGAAUUUUCCAUCUCAGAAGAGGCUAAAACUACUCCGAAUAAAGCAGCUACUACUAAUUCAGCUGGAAAAUUGCCAACUAAUGCUUCAAGGAAAAGGAAUCGCAAUGGUGCUAAAAAGAUAUUUGGCAAAGGAAGUGGAUCAAGUCUUUAUUCAGUGUGCUACAAAUCAAAUAGAAGAAAGAUUACUGAUGAAGAGAUAGCAAAUGCUCUAAGAAAGGCCAAGGUAGCAAAAGAACAGCACGUUAACUCUUUUCAUGUAGUGAUGAGACCUUCCUGUGUUUACAGGCGCUUCUUUAUGACAAUCCCUGCAGAAUGGGAACUUAAAAGUCAAUUUAGAAAAGGCCAAGAAGUGUCUCUCAGAAUGCAGGGGAAAAUAUGGGAGUGCAGCAUUUACAAAGACGGAACUAAACUAGGUUUUCAAGGUUCAAGAUGGAAAACUUUUGCUCGCGACAACUUCUUGGAGGAAUACGAUGUGUGCUUGUUUGUUCCUUCUGUCUCGAAGAAUGAAAGAUUUGUCCUCGAUGUAACCAUAUUCCGAGUGGUUCCUGAUAUUGUUCUUCCUAGUGUAGACGUGUAGUAACUUUACCUUGACUGAUGGAUGGGUUUGUUGCUGUAUUAUUGAUGAAUGUUUUUCUGUUUUGUAAAUUUUGUGCUAGACUAGAUGGCUGCUGUAAUUGUACUUUUCUAUCCUACUUGUCUGGGUUAUUGGUAUAAUUAACAAUGUAUGCAUCAACUUUGAAAAUAAUACGAACAGUCUAGUAAUC